Pezoporus occidentalis (night parrot) is the source of this 615-nucleotide messenger RNA. RefSeq names its product diazepam binding inhibitor, acyl-CoA binding protein (gene DBI). Bases 123 to 386 code for a protein of 87 amino acids. The transcript is spliced from 4 exons. Gene Ontology annotation, molecular function: fatty-acyl-CoA binding. The record is from RefSeq and is a predicted model, not a curated record. Gene Ontology annotation, biological process: fatty acid metabolic process. Lineage: Eukaryota; Metazoa; Chordata; Aves; Psittaciformes; Psittacidae.
CCUUACUUGCCGUGGCGCUAGGAUUGGCCAGCGGGCGCUCUGGCGAGGGGUGAGGCGGCCGAGCGGCAGGGGUGGAGCGCCUGGACGGGGCGGGGUGUCGGGCGUGUGGUGGACUUGUCGCUAUGUCUGAGGCUGCGUUUCAGAAGGCUGCCGAGGAGGUGAAGCAGCUCAAGUCCCAGCCCACGGACCAGGAGAUGCUCGACGUCUACAGCCUCUAUAAACAGGCUACGGUGGGCGACGUGAACACGGACCGCCCUGGCAUGCUGGACUUCAAAGGCAAAGCAAAGUGGGAUGCCUGGAAUGCAUUAAAAGGAAUGUCCAAAGAAGAUGCAAUGAAAGCUUACAUAGCAAAAGUGGAAGAGCUAAAGGGCAAAUAUGGCAUCUGAGGACUGGAUAUAGCAACAACUUGAACACCUGAAACAUGCCUUAUUUCUAAUACUGUGGAAAAAUGCUUUCUGAGAAUGACAAAUAAUUUUAAAUACCUAGUAUAUUGUAGUCGGUUACACUCAUGCCUGUAGUUCAGGGGAAGUUAUGUAACCACCUAAUGUACUGACACGGUAUAAAUUCCUUCUGGGAACAAAAUCUGGAACUCAUUAAAGUGCAUUUGGUACUUUA